UAUCCCUUGGCAGCACUGCAUCUCCAAUUCUGCCACUGCUGUCCCAAGCUACAGAAAACAGCCUGGGAAGGGAAAGGGGAAGGGGGAGACAGACCAAACAUGGGGUUUGUGCUAUUUUACUAUAGCCCUGCUUAGCACUCUUUUGCUGCCAAGUAACACUGGCUAGCACUGGAAACCUGCCCAUCUGUUUCACACUGCCUUGGUUAGUGAAAGCUGGGAGAGAGCAACUCCAUGGGAACCCAGCAGCCCUGGGAGCAAUGAUGUGAAGAAGGUGAGGGCACUUCCCAACGCUGCAUGGGCUGCCAGCUCUGCAAAAUGCCACCAGACAUGGUUUGUUGUAGAGAUAAGAGCUGUCCUGCCAUACCCAUGUUUGCCAUACUCAUGCUCACCACAGCCUCAGCUACUUUUCCUGCAAGAGCUGGGAGAAGCUGGAACCUCCAGGACUGUUUCUUGUUACCUGAUUAAAGAUGGAUGCAGUGCCAUUCCCGCUCCUGAGAGUGUGUUACUUCAAGACUGACUGAGAAGUAGGGAUGUGGUGAGAUGGAGCUCAACUGCGAAAAGGGCCAUAAUUGGGAGGAGGGCACUGUGCAGAUGUGGUAGAAGGCCAAGAAAGGCACAGGCACAAGAAGAAAAAGGACCACUAUGGUGUGGCUGGGGUAGAAGAAAGAUGGAAGCUGAACUCAAACCCCAAGUCCAAGAAACUGAAGCAGAAAGGUAGUUGGCAGCCCAAGAAGAUAUGGAGGACAGGUUGGAAAGCAGUGGUACCAGACAGCACUGGUGGACGAUGCUUUGCUGGAGAAAGAGGCAGCUGAGGCGUUGUCACAGGCGUUAUAGAGCAAUGCAGCAUGGAGCCACUUCAAGGUCAGAGGGAAGGCCAAUACUCAGGCAUGGCACUGAGUAUCCUGAGAAGUCAUGGCUAAUGGCAGGGAAGAAGAGCUCCAUUUCAGCGUGUCCUGAGCAGAGCAGCACAGCAUUCUCGUGUUACCAAAGGCAGCCUUUCUCCUGGCUUGUCCAGUUGCGAUGAGCCAGUGUCCCUACGUCACCCGCAUCUACAGCAUCGGCCGCAGCGUCGAGGGCCGACACCUAUACGUGCUGGAGUUCAGCGACUACCCGGGCAUCCACGAGGCCCUGGAGCCGGAGUUCAAGUAUGUGGGGAACAUGCAUGGGAAUGAGGUACUGGGCCGUGAACUGCUGCUGCAGCUCUCUGAGUUCCUGUGUGAGGAGUACCGCCGGGGCAACGAGCGGAUCAGCCGCCUCAUCCAUGACACGCGCAUCCACAUUAUGCCCUCCAUGAACCCCGACGGGUACGAAGUGGCUGCCAAGCAGGGCCCGGACAGCAAUGGAUAUUUGACAGGGAGGAACAAUGCCAAUGGAGUGGACUUGAACCGCAACUUCCCUGACCUCAACACAUUCAUGUACUACAACGGGGAAAUCAGUGGGCCAAAUCACCACAUCCCACUGCCCGACAACUGGAAAAGCCAGGUAGAGCCAGAGACGUUGUCUGUGAUCCAGUGGAUCAGCAGCUACAACUUUGUGCUCUCAGCCAAUCUGCACGGUGGAGCGGUAGUGGCAAAUUACCCCUACGACAAGUCUCAGGACCAGCGGUUCAGGAGCCACCGGCGCACAGUCAACACACCUACCCCUGAUGACAAGUUGUUUCAGAAGCUGGCCAAGACCUACUCAUAUGCCCAUGGCUGGAUGCACCGUGGCUGGAACUGUGGGGACUACUUUGCCGAUGGCAUCACGAAUGGGGCUUCCUGGUACUCGCUCAGCAAAGGCAUGCAGGACUUCAAUUACCUCUACACCAACUGCUUUGAAAUCACACUGGAGCUGAGCUGCAAUAAGUUUCCCCCCGAGGAGGACCUGGAGCGGCAGUGGAUGGCCAACCGGGAGGCCCUUGUUGCUUUCAUGGAAGAGGUUCACCAGGGCAUCAAAGGGAUGGUGUCAGACGAGAACAACAAUGGCAUCGCAGGAGCAGUGAUCUCUGUCCAGGGAAUCAGCCAUGACGUCACCUCUGGUGAUAUGGGGGAUUAUUUCCGGCUGCUGCUGCCUGGCACUUACACUAUCACAGCCUCUGCAGAGGGGUAUCAGCCCCAGACGGUGACAACAACAGUUGGCCCAGCUGCACCUUCAUUGGUGCAUUUCCAGCUCAAACAAGAUGUGGUGAGGAAGCCUCCAGAGCGUAAAGCCUCGGGUACACGCACAAACAACAAAGCCCUUCAGAAGAAGGUAGUGCCAAGAGCCACUCGCCAGGGGACCCAAAGAUGAGGGCAGCUCACUUGACUAAGUGCUGGGGGAAGCCGUUUAUACAAGGCCCAGCUGAUGACUCCAGCCAGUGAACUUUCCAACAGUCCAGCAUGACACUAACCCAGAUUAUUAGGUUAUUAAACA
This is a messenger RNA of Colius striatus (speckled mousebird), 2391 nucleotides long. RefSeq names its product carboxypeptidase N subunit 1 (gene CPN1). The coding region runs from base 1021 to 2268 and encodes 415 amino acids. The transcript has 12 exons. Gene Ontology annotation, molecular function: metallocarboxypeptidase activity; zinc ion binding. Gene Ontology annotation, biological process: proteolysis. The record is from RefSeq and is a predicted model, not a curated record. NCBI's taxonomy places the organism in Eukaryota, Metazoa, Chordata, Aves, Coliiformes, Coliidae.